This is a messenger RNA of Vitis vinifera (wine grape), 1407 nucleotides long. Its product is annotated as 15-cis-zeta-carotene isomerase, chloroplastic. Gene Ontology annotation, biological process: carotene biosynthetic process. Gene Ontology annotation, cellular component: chloroplast. Gene Ontology annotation, molecular function: 9,15,9'-tri-cis-zeta-carotene isomerase activity. Lineage: Eukaryota; Viridiplantae; Streptophyta; Magnoliopsida; Vitales; Vitaceae. The record is from RefSeq and is a predicted model, not a curated record.
UGAAAAUGGAAAAGGUUGUCCAGGUGUUUGUAACUUGGAACUUCCCUUCCCACUCCACACUCCGCACCACCCCCUCUUCCCCAUUGGCCACACUCCCCCACUUUGCUCCAAAACCCCCCACCCCAUUUCCCAAAAGCAUCUACUCCUCCAAGAUUCUCCUCCGCCUUCCUCAAAUUCCAAUUACCUAUCUCACCCAUCUCACCCAUCUCCAAUGGCGACUUCUCUCCUCCUCUCCAGCUCCUUCCUUUCCUCCUCUCCCCUUUCCCAAUCCAGAAGACUCACCUAUGCAAGAACUUCAUGUUUUCCCUAUGCAAGAACUUCUGCAAAGCUAUUUCUGAAAUCUACUCAUGUUCCUUCAUGUUCAUUCAGGUUUUGUCACAAAAUUAUGGCGGGGACUUCAAUAGGGGAGACAGAGGAAGAGGGUGUGGAGCCGGUCACUGUGGGUGAGGACUCUGCGGCCUUUGAUUUGGGUCAGCAGAAGAUUUCUUCCUGGAUUUAUUUCGGUGGGAUUUUGGGGGUGGUCCUGUUUCUUCUUGAUGUGGUUUGGAUUGAUAACUCCACUGGGUUUGGCAAGGAUUUUAUUGCUGCCGUUGCCGGGGUUUCGGAGAGCCAUGAGGUUGUAAUGUUGAUCCUUACUCUCAUUUUUGCCAUUGGCCACAGUGGCUUGGCUAGUCUUCGAGAUAGUGGCGAGAAACUCAUUGGAGAACGUGCUUUCCGUGUUCUAUUUGCAGGGACAUCUCUUCCAUUGGCUGUUAGUACAGUUGUGUACUUCAUCAACCACAGAUAUGAUGGACUGCAGUUAUGGCAACUCCAGAGUGUUCCAGGAAUACAUCAACUUGUGUGGUUCUCUUCCUUUGUUUCCUUCUUUUUCCUCUAUCCUUCAACCUUUAAUCUAUUAGAGGUGGCAGCUGUUGACAAGCCUAAGAUGCAUCUUUGGGAAACUGGGAUCAUGAGAAUCACCAGACACCCCCAGAUGGUCGGACAAGUGAUCUGGUGCAUAGCUCACACAGUCUGGAUAGGGAACUCUGUAGCAGUUGCAGCCUCUAUUGGCUUAAUUGGACACCAUCUAUUUGGGGUUUGGAAUGGAGACAGAAGGCUGGCUUCACGAUAUGGGGAGGCUUUCGACACUGUGCAGAGAAGAACAAGCAUUAUUCCCUUCGCAGCUAUCCUUGAUGGACGACAAAAGUUACCCAAAGAUUACUACAAAGAAUUCUGCGGUUGCCAUAUUUAUCAAUCACCAUGCUGACACUAGGUGCGUAUCUGGCUCACCCCCUUAUGCAGGCAGCUAGUUUUCGGCUUCAUUGGUAGAAUACAGAUCCAUCUGAUCUGUUUUAAACCAACAGACGGGAAUCUGAAAUUGUAUAUACUUUUUAUACAUUGAAAUCAUAUACUGAGUCUGUUUUGGAA